Messenger RNA from Anas platyrhynchos (mallard), 1228 nucleotides. It is a transcript of the gene GATC, whose product is annotated as glutamyl-tRNA amidotransferase subunit C. Gene Ontology annotation, cellular component: glutamyl-tRNA(Gln) amidotransferase complex; mitochondrion. The record is from RefSeq and is a predicted model, not a curated record. Gene Ontology annotation, biological process: glutaminyl-tRNAGln biosynthesis via transamidation; mitochondrial translation; regulation of translational fidelity. NCBI's taxonomy places the organism in Eukaryota, Metazoa, Chordata, Aves, Anseriformes, Anatidae.
AGCGCUUCCGUCGCAGGCUCUGACGCGAGGCCCCGGGGCUCGAUGCGGCCGUGCCGCUGCCUCAGCGCCGCGCUGGGCUGGGGGCGGCCGCGGGGCCCCCCGGUACCGGCACAGCGCCAGGAGCGGGCGGGCGGCCACCGGGGGGCCGGGGGCUCCGCUCCCGCCGUCCUCGGCCCCGCCGGAGGAGCCGGGCUGUCGCAGGGCCCGGUGAGCCUGGAGGUGCUGCGGCACCUGGAGCGCCUGGCGCUGGUGGAUUUCCGCGACAGGGAGGGCGUGGAGAGGCUGCGGGGAGCCGUGCAGUUCGCCCAGCUGCUCCGCCAGGUCAACACGGAGGGCGUGGAGCCGAUGGAUUCGGUGCUAGAGGACAGGUCUCUGUACCUCAGAGAAGAUGACGUUACAGAAGGCAACUGCAGAAAGGAGCUGCUGAAUAAUGCCAGAGAGAAAGUAGAGGAAUAUUUUGUAGCCCCACCAGGUAACAUCCCUUUACCAAAGCUAGAAGAACAGGAGACUUUUCUACAGGGCUAUCAGUGAAAGAACUCGUGUCAUUUCUGUAUUUUAUUGGGAAAUCUAAGGUUUGUGCAGUCAAAAAUGAAAUACCCUCACAUGUAUUUUGAUAUAAAGAAAAGCAACCACACUGCUAAACUUCUUACAACAUUCUUCUGCUGUAAAUUGUCUUGCUGUUGAAAUACUCACUGUUUGUGAAGCUGGAAGGCAACAUGAGAGACAAUCUUGGUGCUUGUGUUUAGCAAAGUGUAUUUGGUGUUGUUCUUUAAGAUACCAAAUGGCUUGAAGUCUUUAGAGAGAACAAUAAAAGCUGAUGAUUAAAAAAAAAACAAAACAAAACAAAACAACAACCAUUAUUUUUUCUUGAACUAGUUUGUCAGUAAAACAAAAGAAGUUGGAAUAUAUACAAUGGGAUAUAUAUAAAUAAAUAAAUAAAUAAAUAUCGCCUUUAGCUUAACUCUGGCUCUGGUAGAGUCAGAAGUAACAAAGCCUGGUAUGGCAGAGGAGUCCAUAACAUUGUUCAGCAUCUCUGUGAAGUACAAACAGAACUCCGAUUUUCAUUACAGAAGAAAGAGGACUUUGAGGAGAUGAUUGACUCCAAUGUUUUGCUUGCACUGAAUAUUUCCUUUUUUGUAUCCCUGUGCGCCAUGUCUGUAUGGGUUACCUUCUAGUUCCCACCUUGUAUUUUUAUUCUCACAAAUUAAAUACAUAGAUUUGUACAAAA